AUGCAAAGUAGUGAGUAUUCUGCGAAAGUGACAACGAUCUCAGACUUUGUAGAGCGAAAGUAUUCUCCGAGUUUAAAUAAUUAUCAUUUCGAGUAUACGUUACUGCGUUUGCUUGUUGGUACUGAUCAGUCAAGGAAUUGGCCAAAUCGUCGCGACUGGUUGUGGUGUCAAAUCUAUUCUUUGGGAUUAACACGAGCAAAGCAUGCAUUUUUUGAUGAAUUCAACGUGCUUGAAACUUAUCAACCGAGAGCUCGGACUAUGGGUCAUUUAUUUAUGCCUGAACCACCGACGCCGGUACCGGACGCACAACGGCAACAGCUGAAUGCCACAAAGGAAACGGAGCGAAAUGCGUUCUUGCAAAUGAGGGAUGCGCAUUAUGGAAAUGAAUAUACAUACGUGGAAAAGGUGAAUCGUGAAUUAAAAGAGGGAGGAAAUCUUGCUAAACAAUCACAAAAUGAAGUGAAAAAUGGCAUUUCAGACACACCAAAAAUCGAAGGACCGAUUUUAAUCGAAUUUCAUGCUGAUUCCGAAAGCGAUGAUGAUGACUACUCCAUAUAA
Messenger RNA from Acanthocheilonema viteae, 558 nucleotides. NCBI's taxonomy places the organism in Eukaryota, Metazoa, Nematoda, Chromadorea, Rhabditida, Onchocercidae. The record is from the annotation of a GenBank genome assembly.